Messenger RNA from Phyllostomus hastatus (greater spear-nosed bat), 7793 nucleotides. It is a transcript of the gene ZXDC, whose product is annotated as ZXD family zinc finger C. The transcript is spliced from 9 exons. Bases 1269 to 3728 code for a protein of 819 amino acids. Gene Ontology annotation, biological process: regulation of transcription by RNA polymerase II. The record is from RefSeq and is a predicted model, not a curated record. Gene Ontology annotation, molecular function: transcription coregulator activity. Gene Ontology annotation, cellular component: nucleus. NCBI's taxonomy places the organism in Eukaryota, Metazoa, Chordata, Mammalia, Chiroptera, Phyllostomidae.
UACAUUCUUUUUAAAGUACUUUUCAUAAUAAAACAUUUAUCUAUUCAUAUGUAUUUACUGAGAGUCUUUGCUGCUAGCCUCUGGGCAUAUAGAUGUGAAAGGGACUGACACAGUUCCUGGUCUCAAUGAGUCUCCAUUCUAAAGGGGACACAGACCAUGGAAUAUCAGGGAAAGGGACAAAUAAAAACAGCUGCAAUUAAGAGCUAUAAAAAUAAACAAAUAAAGGGGGAGUUGGAGAAUAAGGGUCUGGAUGAAGGUGUACUUUGGUUCAGAAGGCCAGCUAAGACUUCCCAGAGGAAUCAAAGACCAGCUCUGCAAAGUCUCAGAGGCUGAAAUUGCUUGGCCUGUAGGAGAAACUGGGAAAAAGAUGGUGGCAGUGAGAUUAUAGAGUGAAAGCUAACAUGGUGAGAAAUGAGAGCAAAGAGUGUAUUCCGGGGGGGAUACCAGCAAGGCCAUAAGGGAAAUGUGGAGCACAGAGGAGAGCAUAAUCAGAUUUCCAUUUUUGUAAGAUCACAAAAGUCUGUCCUAUAGAGGAUAGAUUGAGUGGAGGGAGUGGUAGAUGGAGGAUGAGGACCAGGUAUGGAGUUCUUUUCCUAAGAACUCAGGGGUGAUGCAGGGGUUUGGAUCCUAGUACAGAGACAUGAAAAGUGGAGGGACUCCGGAUUGAAUCUGGAGGUGCAGGGAUGAGGAGAAGGAGGCAGGGCAGACUGAGUGGAGGGCUAACAGGUGAAUUGUGUGAAGUUUACUAGGAAAUGCAAUUGCAAGUGUAUGCACGGGUCUAGUCAGGGAAGCCCUAAAUGCUAGGUAAGGAUCUGGGGGUUCUGCAAGCGAGGUCUGUGGCCAGAGGCCAGUGCGGGGACGGUUCACAAUUUCGCCAGUUUCCUGAAGGUGUUCAGGCCUGUGCGAUCUCUUGCAACGGACUCUGUGCCUCAAUUUCCUAAGACUUGUAAAAGUGAAGGUGGGCAGCUGCAAUCAUUAACCCAGUACUCAGAUGAAGGAGGACUGUUCUAAGUCAGGCUAGCCUCGUUCCGGGGUACAGAAUCAAACCGCAGCUCUUGAAGUAGAAAAUCCGACUAGGUCGCGGGGACAGGGGAGGGAUGGCCUUCACAUUACACACACCGCCCCGCAGCAGGCGCAGCUCCGGGACACACUCCGCGCCGGGUUUUGGAACCGACUCUCCGCCGACAACGCACAGCGUCGCGCACGCCUGGGCGGGACAGACCGCGCUUCCUCGGAGCGGCGACUAGGACGCCCUUGCUGAGUCCAAGAUGGAUCUCCCGGCGCUGCUCUCCGCCCAGACCCCGCGCGGAGCCCAACAUGGCGGCAGCCCCGGCCGACUCCGCGUAAGUCCGGGGCCGCCGCCCAGCCCGGGCCCCGCGCGCCGCCACCUGCUGCUCCUGCGUGAUCCUGAGGACGACGGGUCCGGACCGCUGCGAUGGGAGGCCCGGGCGGCGGCGGCUGACCCUGGGCCAAGACCGCCGACCCUAGUGGAUGGCGGCGACUCCUUCUUGGUGCUUCUGGAAGUGCCGCACGGCGUCGCGGCCGAGACUUCUGGGCCGCGAGAGGCUGAGUCUGGCGCCGGCGCGAGUCCUGCCGGUCGCCCCCAGCAGGGCUCUAGCGGCGCGGCUGCCAUCCCUGGGCCCGGCGCGGCCCUCACGAACACAGCCACCCUUAGCUGUCAGGACUUGGUCGUGCGCUUCGACCACGGCGUCUUCACGCUGGCCCGCGAGCAGCCGCCGCCGCCACCGGACCCGCCAUCCCUGGGCUUGCCCCCGCAGGCAGGCGAGGAGUCUGCGAGCCCGGCCGAGGGCCGCCGCGGGCCGCCGGGUCUCGGCGCACUCCGCUACCGCUGCCCUGAAUCGCAGUGCGCGCUUUCCUUCGCCAAAAAGCAUCAGCUUAAGGUGCACCUGCUGACACACGGAGGCAGCCAGGGCCGGCGACCCUUCAAGUGCCCCCUGGACGGCUGCGGCUGGGCCUUCACCACCUCCUAUAAACUCAAGCGACAUCUGCAGUCGCACGACAAGCUGCGGCCUUUCGGCUGCCCGGUGGGUGGCUGCGGCAAGAAGUUCACCACCGUGUACAACCUCAAGGCGCAUAUGAAGGCCCACGAGCAGGAGAACUUGUUCAAGUGUGAGGUGUGCGCGGAGCGUUUCCCCACGCAGGCCAAGCUCAGCUCCCACCAGCGCAGCCACUUCGAGCCCGAGCGGCCCUACAAGUGUGACUUUCCCGGUUGUGAGAAGACCUUCAUCACAGUGAGUGCUCUGUUUUCCCAUAACCGUGCCCACUUCAGAGAACAGGAGCUCUUUUCCUGCUCCUUUCCUGGCUGCAGCAAACAGUAUGACAAAGCCUGCCGCCUGAAAAUUCACCUGAGAAGUCAUACAGGUGAAAGACCUUUUAUUUGUGACUCUGACAGUUGUGGCUGGACCUUUACCAGCAUGUCUAAACUCCUGAGGCACAAAAGGAAACACGAUGAUGACCGGAGGUUUACCUGCCCUGUUGAAGGCUGUGGGAAGUCAUUCACGAGAGCAGAGCAUUUGAAAGGCCACAGUAUCACCCACUUGGGCACAAAACCAUUCGAGUGUCCGGUGGAAGGUUUGGAGGGAAGCAUGUCAUUAUGGGACUCCUUCACCCUUCCCCUGAGUGUGGUGUCUUGGUAUAAAGGGUGCUGUGCCAGGUUCUCUGCUCGUAGCAGUCUCUACAUUCACUCCAAGAAACACCUGCAGGAUGUGGGUGCUCCAAAAAGCCGUUGCCCGGUCUCCAGCUGUAACAGACUGUUCACCUCCAAGCACAGCAUGAAGGCACAUGUUGUCAGGCAGCAUAGCCGGCACCCAGAUCUCUUCCCUCAGCUAGGAGCUCAAAGUUCUCUUCCAGUCAGUGAACUUGGCAGCCCAGGCCAAAGUGAGCUCAACAACAUAGACCUGGCAGUACUCUUCUCCGAUGUACCUGCUGAUGGUAGUAGUGCAGCAGGGGCCUCGGAUGAGGCACUGACCCCUGGAAUCCUGACUAUUGAUGUGACUUCUGUGAGCUCCUCUCUUGGAGGGAACCUCCCUAAUAAUAGUUCCUUAGGGCCAAUGGACCCACUGGUCUUGGUGGCCCACAAUGACAUUCCUCCAAGCCUGGACAGCCCUCUUAUUCUUGGGACAACAGCCACAGUUCUUCAGCAAAGCAACUUCAAUAUGGAUGAUAUGCAAACUGUAAGUGCAGGAGGAUUAGGCUGUUUGGUAGCUCUGCCUGUCAAGAACUUGAGUCAGGACCCACGGGCUUUGACUUCCAGCAGCAGUUUGGCAGUGAACACCACCACACUGACCUCUUCAAGCAACCUCCCAGGGAAUACCAGUGUCCCAGAAUUGCUGGCUUCAAUCAAAGUGGAACCAGACUUACCUCCUGGCCCUGAAACUGUCAGGCAGCAAGAACAAAGCAGAGAGGUGCCCCGGCCUGUGUUCUCCAGCCCUCCAGAAAAGCACAGUCCUCAGAGAGACACAGGACUCAGUGCAGGGACUGGCAACUUUUAUUUGGAAAGUGGGGGCUCAGCAAGAACUGAUUCCCGAGCCAUUCAACUAAUCAAGAAAAAAAAGCAGAAAGGAACUGGGAGCAAUGCAGGGAGACUAGAAGCCACCUGCUGCGCUGAUGGAUGCUUGGUGCACCAUGGGGGUCAGAUACCCCCUCUCCUUAUCCUGUCUUCUUUCUUUGCAUCUCUCACAGGAGCUGAUGGGCAGUGUUCACCGUGAUUUCCAGGACCUUGGGUGUUUGGAGAGACUUUCAAGGGGGAGGCAGGCAUGGAUAGUUUUAAAGGAAUCAGCUUUCAGAUUGUCACCUUGCAAAUGUAAUGGUACCUAAAAUUGAAUUGCCUGAGAAAGUGCAUUUGAGCCCAGGAGUUCUACAGGUUUGCUUGUCCACCUUUCCUUUUAUAGCUGCCCUUCUGCUUUCUAAAAAAUGAGCCAUGUCCCUCAACCAGGCUUUUAUAGGGAUGCACAAUGUAGGGUGUGGAUAAAAAUAAACAGAAUAUCCCUGGCUGGUGUGACUCAGUGAAUGGGGUGCUGGCCUGUGAACCAGGGGUCCCCAGUUGGGGCGUAUACCUGGUUUGCGGACCAGGUCCCCAGUAGGGGGAGUGCAGGAAGCAACCACACACUGAUGUUUCUCUCUCUCUUUCUCCCUCCCUUCCUCUCUAAAAAUAAAAAAAAAUAAAAUCUUAAGAAAAACAACAAUAAUUUUCCAGAGGACCAAACCCAGCACACUUCAAGAUGCUGGUUUUAGGGUCAGCUUGCCCUUUGUUGUGCAGAGAGUUUUUUUAGGAGUGAAUGGUGAGAUGUUUUGAAUGGAAAUAUAUUGUAUAAGGGGUCUUGGGCGGGAUAAGCAGUUUUCAUUUGAAGCCCUCACCAUUCCUAGUCCUGUACUGUUGUCAUAAAAUGAGCUGCUUCUUAAGGAGCAAGUCCCAUAAAAGCAACAGCAUUCAGCUAUUCACAUUUUUCAGCUAUUCGUAUUUCAUCCCUAGAAUGAGUUAUUACUUGGAAAGAAAAAUAACCUGGCACUAGAGCAGUUCAAGUUAGUAGCAGUGAUUCUUUUAAAUGUAACUGUGGUGUCUGCAGGAUUACCAGAUUUUCAGACACUGGAUUGAAGGUACAGGCUGAAAAGAGAAUUUCUGUAAAUUUCAGAUUGUAUAUUGACAGAGUAGUUAAUACCAAUUUAGCUUUUGAUAUACCAUAAAAUAUUCUAGUUAUAGUUAGUCUUAUUUCCUGUUAUAAAAUUAAUGCCUUUACGAUCUUAUUCUAGUUACUGACUAGUUUUUCAGUAGUGAACAUUUGUCUUUCAUUAAUAUAAAGGAAAUGUUUAAUCAUGGUGUCUAGCAAAACUAGUGGAAUUUAUUUCUGGUUUUGUACACAUGAUUUUUUACUUAACUUCCUCAUAGUUGAAUAUUAUACAUGGUAGCACACAUUCAGUGAAGGAAUGCAGGCACUGAUCAUUGUCUCAUGUUUCAUAGAUUUGACUGUGACCCACACAGUUGGCAUUGAAUCAUUACAAAAUAAAUGAGAAAUAGAUAAUAUUUAUCUUGUUUUUUGUUAUAAAACUAAAUGAUAAAUAACCUAUAUGCAUCAUUUAAAUCUUGCCUGCUUCUAAAAGUAAGUUGAAAAAAAUACAUGAUUUGAUGCCUUUUUUUAAUUCCAUAAUGUUCCUUGAAACAUGUCUUAAUAUUGCUUAUUUGAAUUAAAAAAUGAAGUUGGACCUUUUAUCAGAAAUAAGCCAUCCAUCCUGAUAGUAAUGACUAACGAUGCUGCUUGGCUUUGUGACACACAGUGCCCCUACAUUGAAUGAGCUGAGUCUGCAGUUACAAUGAUGUGAUAAAGUUAUGUUUGUUUAUUGUUAAAGAUUUUGUUUAAUUAUUUUUAGAGAGAGGGAAAGGGAGAGAACCAUCUAUCAGUUGCUUUUCACCCCCAGUUGGGGAUCUGGCCCAUAACCCAGGCAUGUGCCCUGACCGGAAAUCAAACUGGAGACCCUUUGGUCCACAAGCCAGUGCUUAAUCCACUAAGCCAUAUCAGCCAGGGCUAAUGAAAUUGUAUUUAAAGAACACUAGCAUUUUAGUUUUAAAAAUAUUUUUUAAUUGGCAGAAAUAUAUGCUUGACUGUGUCUCAGUCUAGCAAUAAGUGAUAGUUACACAAACACAUGUACUCUAGACAGAAUGGUUGACUGUGUGGGAACCUGGUGGUGCCUGGCGGAAGUCUGUGUGGAAAACAAGCAGUCAGGCUUACUCUUCUUGAUGUGUUUUUAGUACAGUUUUGCUUUUACUAUUUCAUAAUUAUCUGUCAAAGUUUUUAUAUGUUAUUUGGAUUUGGUUUGCAUUACUAAUAAUUGCAAUGGUAACUAAGUUUUUCAGAUGAAGAAUUUUAACUCUUAGAAAGUAUAUUUAAAUACAUUUUAAAAAUAAAUAAAAUUGCAAUUUAUGUACAGUUUUUUAUUGUAGGGAAAUAUGACAGGGUGAUAAAUGACUUCAAAGUAUAAUAGCAUAUUCAGGUAAAAUUCCAGAGGUGAGUAGAAUUAAUAUUCCCAGAAGACUAGGGAGUGAUGUAAAAGUUGUAACUGUUACAGAAGAGUGAGUGAAUUUACUCCUCACCUCCUUACCCUAGUCCCAGCCCUGCUGUGGUGUCUGAAACCAGUAGAGCAAUUUAGAGAGACAUGGAGACCAGCCAGAGCUCAUGGGGCGGGGGUUAUUGGGUAAACUGAGUCAGAGAACAGAAAAGGAAGUGCUCAGAGGUGUAAUGGAAUUGCAUUUCCCUGUAGCAAAAGGGGCACUGAAUCUGCUCUCUGGGAAACUGAGGCUUGCCAUCUGAAGUCCUUAGUAAUUGUACUUUAAACAUAAAGAAUUCCUCAGGCACCCAGGAAGAAAAUAGUAGGCUGUGUGCAGGAAGACGCACUGCAGUUAUCAGUGCUCCUCGCCACAGAGCUGUGAGUAUCAAGCAUCGAGGGAAGGGAGUUGUGAUCCAGGAGUUUCAUACCAGCCAGGGUGGCUGGCGAAUGCCGAGGGCAGGAAAUCUUUUUGGACAUGUGGGACUGUGAGAGAUAUGGGAAACAACUGGCGUGAGAUCCAGCCACUCAUGAGAUGAGUAGGGUCGGGAAGCAGCACGCACCACGCUUACAGAGAGGAGAUAGUGCAGCUCUGGAGCUGGGACCUCUGGGCUUGUGUGGUAUUGAAACCUUAAGGUAAAAUCGGCUGUAACAAAGACAGUUCGACCUGUGUAGUUCAACAGGCAGUCAACUGUUGCUGUUUAAAAUAGAAACUAAAGUUCCAAAAAAAGAAUCCAGCCUCUCCUAUUUUCCAUUUUUUUCUUUAAAUUUAGAUUAAAUUAGAAAUUCCCAUGAAGAAAUAAUUUUCUAGAAGUUUAGCAAGUCCUUCAGUUUGUUUCUUUUCAUUUUGUUAAAUUCAACAAAAUUAAAUUGAAUACUUUUAUUCAAAAUAACUUGUAUGCUAGUCCUUAUAAAAUUGUCUUUAUGAUGCCAUUCGUAUACAUGUGUCCAGCUAUGUCUGGACAUAGCAGUAAUAGCACCUAAAAUUACUGGCACUCACUAUGAGCCAGACACUGUUUUAAACUCUUACACAUAUUUAUUUACUCCUCCCAAAACUUUGAGGUAAGGACUAUUAUUCCCAUUUUGUAGGUAUAGAAGAACACUGAGACUAGAGUUUAGGUUACUAGUCCAAGGUCAAGUCAACUGUGGAGCCAGGCAUUAAAUAUAGACUGGUUUCUGCUUCUGGGAUUUCCUGCUGCUCACAAACCAUAUGAGUGUCAGGAAAACCUUUUCUGAGUGUCAAGAUUUUUCUUUCUUCUUUGUAUUUAAUUUUUUAAAAAACCUUUAUGAAGCCAAUGAAGUGAUGAUGAUUUUUGGAAAGGAAGCUGCACAGAAACAGCCUGAAGGAUAUGGCAGCCAUUUAGCAAGUGCCAAAGUGCCCAAGGGUGGGAUGCAAUGACCUGCUUUCUUUCUUUCCUUUUUUGUGAUUCUGCUGUUCCGACUGGUUGGUUUUGCUCAGAGAUCCAUAUGUCUGGAGCUGCAUGUUGGAAGGAGAGGAAAGAAGAGUUUCUGCCCUCAAGAAGUAGGCAUCUGGGGUCUGAUUGUUGUCUGUCCAAAAGACACAUGAUCAGUAUAUUUUUUUCACCUCUUACCUUAUGACAGUUCCUGUUCAGUCAUUUUAAUUCUGCAGGGCUGUGCAGAGUGACAGGUAAUGGGAAGGCUGUCUCCACCAGAGUGUGCCCUCUGUGAAGGCAGGGGCCUGGACAGUACCACAUACAGUGCAUUGUUGGUUUGUU